Saprolegnia diclina VS20 is the source of this 988-nucleotide messenger RNA. RefSeq lists its product as hypothetical. The transcript has a single exon. NCBI's taxonomy places the organism in Eukaryota, Oomycota, Saprolegniomycetes, Saprolegniales, Saprolegniaceae. Gene Ontology annotation, molecular function: metal ion binding; mRNA binding. The record is from RefSeq and is a predicted model, not a curated record. Bases 127 to 834 code for a protein of 235 amino acids.
CGAAACCUCUGAAAACCCCUCUGACGGCUGUCACGUGUGAAACCCAGUUGGUCUUGGCAGAGGGAUCGACGCUCAGUGCCGCUUCUUUCAACUCAUUCUGCAACAAGAACACUUCCCCCAUUUAGUAUGACCACGACGUCGGCCCAGCGCACGAUGCAGGUGCUCGCAAACGGCGACAUCGUCGACUGCGCGCGCCUCCCCAACUCGGCCCGCAACACCCUGUACAAGACCGAGCUCUGCAAGCACUUUACCGAAACCGGCACGUGUCGCUACGGCACCAAGUGCCAGUUUGCGCACGGCGAAGACGAGCUCCGCGGUGUCUUGCGCCACCCCAAGUACAAGACGACAAAGUGCAAGGCCUUCCUUGCCACCGGCAAGUGCAUGUACGGCGGUCGCUGCCGCUUCAUCCACGACAGUUCGCCCGAGGAAGACUACAGCGACGACGAGGCGCACAGCAUGACGCGUGCCGAGCAGGACGCCGAAAACAUGAAGGGCCGCGGCCGCCCGAUCCCGCGCGUGAGCCCGUCGCGCACCCGCCACUUUUAUGGCGAGCCGGACGCCGAGGGCUCGAUCGAUUUGAGCUGCUACUCGACGGCGUUCAAGCUCCAGCCGGUCCACGCCGGGAGCUACCCCCCCUUUGAAGAGACCCGCUUUGCCCGCAAGGAGUACGGCUUUGGCGGCAGCGAUACGUCAAGCGACCACACGCCGUCGAUGAGCGACGAUGAGACGCUCGGCUUGAUGCACCUCAGCCUCGGCAACAACCAGAGCGACGAUGAUGUCGGCUCGGGCUCGCGGCUCUCGAUCUUCCAGCGCAUCUGCCGCGCGUCCGACUAGCGUGCUUCACUGUGGGGUCGCGACCCUAUUUAUCAUCCCCAUUUUUAUAAACAUCCUCGAGGUUAGAGUGAACACCUAUCUAUCAAGUCGGCAACUAUAAGCAACAAAUGUAUUCUAAGUGUUUUUCAACGCUUGGGAACGUGUUUCAGCAAGA